Molecule: messenger RNA, 639 nt
Organism: Geodia barretti
Lineage: Eukaryota; Metazoa; Porifera; Demospongiae; Tetractinellida; Geodiidae
Source: the annotation of a GenBank genome assembly
UUGGUCGGCGAGAUCCCCCCGGUGCUGGGCUAUCUCACCGAGCUGACAGUGCUUAAUCUGAGCGGUAACGAAUUAAGCGGGGUAAUACCACCCAAUUUUGGAAACCUGACAAAACUGCGGGAACUCUACCUCAACGACAACGUGUUGACCGGAGACUUACCUCUUGAGGUGGGUACAUUGACCAGGCUGACUCAAUUGUGGUUGGACAGCAACCGGUUGGAGGGGGAAAUUCCAAGCGAAUUGGGCAACCUCGACAAAUUGGCUCGACUCAACCUGCAAAGCAACGAGUUGAGCGGAGAUAUCCCGAAUGAGUUGGGCAACCUCGCCAGCCUGACCAAUCUGAAUUUAAGCGGAAAUAAGUUAACUGGCGAAAUCCCCCUGCAAUUGGGUAACCUUUCCGGAUUGAGAAUUCUGGUUCUCAGCGGAAAUGAACUCAGGGGACACAUACCCAUAGAGUUGGGUGAUCUCACGAAUCUCAGGGAGCUAAACCUCCACGACAACCGAUUGAGCGGAGACAUACCGCUUGAGUUAGGAAAAUUGACCAACCUGGCACGGUUGUUCCUAGGAGACAACGCAUUAACUGGGUGUGUGCCCUCCAAUCUCAAAGAGGCAUCCGACAUCGGUCCCUACUGCAAGUGA